Molecule: messenger RNA, 516 nt
Organism: Dentiscutata erythropus
Lineage: Eukaryota; Fungi; Glomeromycota; Glomeromycetes; Diversisporales; Gigasporaceae
Source: the annotation of a GenBank genome assembly
AUGAGUGAUUACUCCACUGUGUAUGAUCUUUCCAUUUCGCCAGCCUUUGGCGUCUUCACUGCCCCCAUCCAAGACCCAGGCACCGCAACCGAAGACACUGCAGCUUUUUAUGCAACUAGAAAACGUCUCAUAUUCUUGGUUGCAGGGGAACUGGUAUUAUUAAAAAAUACAGCAUAUAUUUUGUGUGACCCCAUCGAAUGGACCUAUCCCACCUCCGGAACUUCAAAUAACAGCGUUGCGAACACGCCAGCCAAAGCCAGCAGGAGACAAAGAAACGACGAUCUAGAAAAGUUAGCCGAGAAAUUCAAUUCCCUAAAUAUUAAAAAUCAAAUGUACAGAGAACAAGAAAACGCGAGAGAGGAUCCACAAGAAGAAUGCUCUACAAGAGCAAAUGUAUUGAGAUUAGCCAUAAAUGAUAUUAAAGGAAACAAUAUUACGAUACUACACCCUAAAAAAUUUCAACAAACUGACAACGAACCACCCAAAACAAAUCAUAAUACCCCUAACAGAGCAUAA